Molecule: messenger RNA, 3567 nt
Organism: Anarrhichthys ocellatus (wolf-eel)
Lineage: Eukaryota; Metazoa; Chordata; Actinopteri; Perciformes; Anarhichadidae
Product: rab-3A-interacting protein-like
Exons: 8
Coding region: 1315-2109 (264 amino acids)
Biological process (GO): exocytosis
Cellular component (GO): Golgi to plasma membrane transport vesicle
Molecular function (GO): guanyl-nucleotide exchange factor activity
Source: RefSeq, a predicted model, not a curated record
CUGCUGUUGAAGGAUGAGGAGUGUGAGAGGUUGUCUAAAGUCAGAGACCAGCUCGGCCAGGAGCUGGAGGAGCUCACCGCCAGUCUCUUCCAGGUCGGUUCAUCCUCCUCCUCCUCCUCCGUCCGUCUGUCCGUCUCCUCUGCUUCCCGUUUCCUGUUUCCUGUUUCCUUCCUGAGGCAGCGGCCAGACUGAAACCGGACAAAAAAACUAAAUGUAUGAAGACGAUUCUCACGGGAUUGGUUGCUCUGUAUUCUUCGGCAGCAGAGAUGUGAAAUGGAGGCGUUGUGAGGUUUACGACCUCUCAGGUUGUUUUUCUUCAUCCUCCAUCAAGAGAUUAAAAUAGAAACGACUACGAGAGAGAAAGCUUUGUUUCAGCUCUCCGUACGUUUGUUAAUGAAUCACUAGAAAGAGUUUAAAAGGUUUAAAAAGGAUUAAAAUCGAUGCAGCUGAGAUAUUUUCUUUUUCUUAUCCCGCUAGUUCUUUUUCCUGGAGCCUACAUUACCCACAAUGCAACUUGACCACACACCAGUCCAGUGAGAUAUUCAGGUGUGUUAAGCUCGUUAGUAGCAAACUUGUAGUCUUCAGAACCAACCGACUCAAGCGAGGACGUUUAUGAGACUUCACAAAACGCUGUUAGCACGUUAGCUGUUAGCACGUUAGCUGCUAUCUGGGGCUCUGACCCAGGUUCUAACUGUAUAUGGGAGAAUUUGAUGGCGUUACUUUGCGCUCUAAGAUAUUGCGAUGGCUAUUUUUUUAUUGAAACCAAAACGAUUCAUCAAUUAAUUGCCAAAUAAUUACUGGAUCAAUCGAUAAUAGAGGCUGGAGGAAAGCGCCGGUGUUAUUCUGACAAUGCAUCCAAGAAGAAGGGACGACUAGUUGUGAUUUCAGUUGGACUUUAACACCAGACUUUUUCGACUUGUUUGACAAAUCUCAACGUUGGAGCUCCUGAAGCAGACUGAGUCUGUCCGACUGGCCUUCACAUGUUUUUUCCUUUUCUUCUUGUCGUUCUUCCUCCUCGUUCUUUGGCCUUUUUCUCAUAGAAGGUGCUGGGACUCUUAUCUGUGUGUGUGUGUGUGUGUGUGUGUGUGUGUGUGUGUGUGUUUUCUGCAGCCUGUUUACAUCUAUGCAGCAAAACAGUUCAUUUACUUUGUUUUUCUGAUAUUUAUGUUAGUAAAUUGUUCCUUUAAACGUCACCGAUCUUGUGUAGAUGCUGCUUCACUAUGAAGUGAAUCUCAACACUUACAUCGCCAGUGAUGAAAAUAUGGAAAAAAUAUCAAAUCAUUUGUGUGUGUUCUUUUACAGGAGGCCCACAAGAUGGUCAGAGAAGCAAACGUCAAACAGGCGAACGCUGAAAAACAACUGAAAGAAGCCCUGGGGAAGAUCGACGUCCUCCAGGCGGAGGUCCAGGCCCUGAAGACGCUGGUGCUCUCCUCCCCCACCUCCCCGCUUGGCGAGCUCCCCUCUUCGGGAGGAGGCGUGAAGACCCCCUUCAGGAAGGGCCACAGCAGGAACAAGAGCACCUCCUCCGCCAUGCUGGGGACGCAGCCCGACCCGUCGGCCACGCAGCCCAUCGUACGGGAGUGUCGGGAGGUGGACAGUCAGCUGUUCAGCGACUUCAAGGCGUGGAAGGAGGAGCCGACGCUCGAACGCGGCUGCUGCUUCCUGGAGAGAGUUUACCGUGAGGACAUCUACCCCUGCCUCACCUUCAACAAGUGUGAGCUCGGAUCGGCCAUCUUGGAAGCCGUGGAGCAGAACACGCUCAGUGUGGAGCCGGUCGGCUUCCAGCCGCUGCCUGUGGUCAAAGCCUCGGCGGUGGAGUGUGGAGGACCAAAUGGGCGAAAGGACGAGCUCGUCACGAAAUGUGCGCUGAGCGGUCAGACCAAAACCUGUAAGCACAGAAUCAAGUUUGGAGACUCGUCCAACUAUUACUACGUGUCUCCGUACUGUCGAUAUAAAAUCACAGCAGUGUGCAAUUUCUUCACCUACAUUCGCUACAUCUACCAAGGGCUGGUCAAACAGCAGGAUGCGGAGCAGAUGUUCUGGGAGGUGAUGCAGCUCCGCAGGGAAAUGUCCUUCGCCAAGCUCGGCUACUACAAAGACCAGCUGUGACCGACGGACGGCCCCGCCCUCCAAUCACAGCAGACCACGCCCCGAAAGCCCCGCCCUCCCAGUCGUCCUGGUCCCUCCCUCCCGACGUUUGGUUGUUUUCAACGACCACGAUAAAAGACUGUGACGUCAGUGGUCUGUUGUCUUUGGUGGGUUUCUGUCCAAAAUAUGAUAUUUACUUUAUGUACAUGUAACACUCCAAUAUAUGAAGACAAGUGGCAUGAAAAGAGGAGUUACACAUUUAAAUAUGUCUGCAUUUCAACCCGUCUGAGGAGCUUUCAGCUUUUUUAAAAUUUCUUUCCCUCUGAAAAUAAAUAUACAAAAACAUUCAAUCGUUCAAUCAGAGUUUAACAGUUUAACAAAAAAUAAGUUGUUUAGAUUCCUCAAUCACAAAUAAAGACAAGUUCUGGACACAAGAUGGAGAAUUGGAGAAUAUAAAUACAAGUCGUAGCGGCAAGAUCAUAAAAUCAUAAAUACACAAAAUGUACAAGUAUGAGUCAAAAUCUGAUGAGAAAUAAAUUAAAAAUCGAGAAUAAAGUUGUAAUUUUACAAGAAAAUAUAUUUCAAGAGUUAAGUCGAUUUUUGAAGGAUUAAAUAUUAAUGUAUUAUUACAAUUAUAAAUAUAAGAAUAUAAAUGACUAAAUAAAUAAAUGACUCAAAUUUUGUUUUUUAAUAAUUACAAAUUUAAUUUAAUUUGCAACUUUAUACUCGUACGUCUACGAUCUAUCUCGCGAACUAAAACUUUAUUUUCAAGAUUUUAUUUUAUUGUGAAAUUUCGACUUCACCUCGAUAAAUACUGACGCUUGAAAUCAUCAAUUUAUUUUCAGACUUUUUCUCUGAAAUUCACUGGAAAUUACAAUUUUAUUGCCACAACGCUAAUUGAACAACCUGAACUAGUUCUAGUUGAAUAUUGUUUGCUAACAGUGGAACGGCUGCUCCGUUUAUGUGUUAUUAUCUGUAUUCAAGUUUUAAAACUCGAAGCUGAAUCUCAAACAUAUUACAAUAAAAUGAUGACCAAACAAUCACUUCUGGUGAAACCAAGUAUAAGCUUUUAUUUAAUUUAUGUUGAAGGCAGUGUGUGAAAUGUAAAGAAGUUUGAUGCAAAGAUAAUCAGCAGAUCACGAGUACAAACGUUACUGUAAAACCCCGUUCAGGCCGGAUCCAUGUCUCCAAGGGAGGCGGGGGGGUCAACAUUAACGGGUCAUGACUUUAUAAUUACAAACAUCAAACGUCUCAGUCAUAGACCAAAUCCUAAAUAUCUCAAACCUGAGUUCAGUUACAAACGAGCACAUGGUGGAUGUCUCCCCUCCUCCCUCUGUGGAGUCGGUCCCGUCUGAACGCAGCUUAAACAAAUGUAUUUUCAACAUUGUAAAGUUUGUCUCUGUAUGAAGUAAAACAGUAUUUAUAAUUCCUUUAAGAGUUAUGUUGUUGUCGGGGUUUUGAUGAAGGAGACUUAAAGUA